This is a messenger RNA of Echinops telfairi (small Madagascar hedgehog), 781 nucleotides long. It is a transcript of the gene RANGRF, whose product is annotated as RAN guanine nucleotide release factor. Gene Ontology annotation, cellular component: nucleus. The record is from RefSeq and is a predicted model, not a curated record. The transcript is spliced from 5 exons. Gene Ontology annotation, molecular function: guanyl-nucleotide exchange factor activity; sodium channel regulator activity; small GTPase binding. NCBI's taxonomy places the organism in Eukaryota, Metazoa, Chordata, Mammalia, Afrosoricida, Tenrecidae. Gene Ontology annotation, biological process: regulation of sodium ion transmembrane transporter activity; protein import into nucleus; heart contraction. Bases 93 to 659 code for a protein of 188 amino acids.
GGCUGGGAGCUGAUGCCACCUGGCCCCAGGUACUAACAUCCACGGCCCAGGUGGGCUUCUUUUAAGCCGAUCUAGUGCCCACCCCUACCCUUAUGCCCAUGGAGCCCUCGCGAGCCUACCCACUGUUCGGGGGCGCUUUCUCCGCCAUCCUCCCGCCCGCGACCAUUGAUGUAAGUGACCUCCGGCCGGUCCCGGAUAAUCAGGAAGUUUUCUGCCAUCGCGCGACCGAUCAGAGCCUCAUCGUGGAACUGCUGGAGCUGCAGGCUCACGUGCAGGGCGAGGAGGCUGCGCGGUACCACUUUGAGGAUGUUGGCGGGGUGCAGGGAGCUAGGGGUGUGCACGUGGAGGCUGUGCGGCCCCUCCCUUUGGAGAACCUGGCCUUAAGGAACUGUUGUCAAGAGGCGUGGAUCCUCUCUGGCAAGCAGCAGGUAGCGAAGGAAAACCAGCAGGUGGCAAAGGAGGUGACACUACACCAAGCCUUGUUGCGACUGGCUCAGUACCACACCGACCUCCUCCUCACCUUCAAUCAGCCCCACCCCGAGAACGGAUCUUGUCAUGGCCCUGAAAAUGUAUCAUCCCUGCCCUGGAGCCUGGGCGACUUUGAACAGCUUGUGACCAGUCUGACCCUUCAUGAUCCCAACAUCUUUGGUCCCCAGUAAAGAUGCUGAAGCAAGAAGCCGGAGCCUGUGCCAUGCUGCUACUGUGGACCCGUGGGCCUACUCCUGCGAGGGGAAACAUCAGACACUUCCACUUUGCAGAAAUAAACUUGCUUUAUAAUCAA